CCCCGCCCACCGUCAUUCGAGAACAGGCACAGCAAUGGCGGCGUUCACGGUGGCACGGAGCAGCUGCGGGCUCGUCAGCGGAUUGAGGGCAUCUUUCCGGAGUUUGGCGCAAGUUAAACAUGGCGCAGUGGCGCAAACGAGCCUGCCGCUGGACUGCCGCUGGUAUUCUGUCAGUCACCUGUCCGUGCAGGAGAGAAUUGACAAGAAACGGAAGGCGGCGCUGGUCGGGGGAGGUCAGAAGAGAAUUGAUGCACAGCACAAGAGGGGUAAACUGACAGCCCGGGAGCGGGUGGAGCUGCUGCUGGACCCCAACUCCUUCGUGGAGUAUGACAUGUUUGUGGAGCAUCGCUGCUCCGACUUUGGAAUGGAGCAGGACCGAAACAAGUUCCCAGGUGACAGCGUCGUGACGGGACAAGGCAGGAUCAACGGCAGACUGGUCUACGUUUUCAGUCAGGACUUCACAGUGUUUGGAGGCAGUCUGUCUGGAGCUCACGCACAGAAGAUCUGCAAGAUCAUGGACCAGGCCGUGAUGGUGGGAGCCCCGGUCAUCGGGCUCAAUGACUCUGGAGGCGCUCGCAUCCAGGAGGGAGUGGAGUCUCUAGCCGGAUAUGCAGAUAUAUUCCUGAGGAAUGUGACGGCCUCAGGCGUCGUCCCUCAGAUCUCCCUCAUCAUGGGUCCCUGUGCAGGAGGGGCCGUCUACUCCCCCGCCCUCACAGACUUCACCUUCAUGGUCAAGGACACAUCAUACCUGUUUAUCACAGGGCCUGAUGUUGUGAAGUCAGUCACCAAUGAAGAUGUGACUCAAGAGGAGCUUGGCGGAGCCAAGACACACACAGCAGUGUCUGGCGUGGCCCACCGCGCAUUUGAGAACGACAUCGACGCCCUGCUCAACCUCCGAGACUUCUUCAACUUCCUGCCGCUUAGCAACAAGGAUGCCUCCCCCGUCAUCGAGUGCCACGACCCCAGUGAUCGUCUGGUACCCGGGCUGGACACCAUCGUUCCCAUGGAGUCAACUAAAGCCUACGACAUGUUAGACAUUAUUCAUGGGAUAGUGGAUGAGAGGGAUUUCUUUGAGAUCAUGCCCAACUAUGCCAAGAACAUUGUGGUGGGAUUCGCUCGCAUGAAUGGACGCACUGUGGGCAUUGUGGGUAACCAGCCCAAAGUGGCAUCUGGCUGUUUGGACAUCAACUCCUCAGUGAAAGGAGCCCGCUUCGUACGCUUCUGUGAUGCUUUCAACAUCCCCAUCAUCACCUUUGUGGACGUGCCGGGCUUCCUGCCAGGAACGGCUCAGGAAUAUGGAGGCAUCAUCCGACACGGAGCCAAACUGCUGUUUGCCUUUGCAGAGGCCACCGUCCCUAAAAUCACCAUCAUCACCAGGAAGGCGUACGGAGGAGCCUAUGAUGUCAUGAGCUCCAAACACUUGAGAGGAGAUAUGAACUACGCCUGGCCCACCGCCGAGGUCGCUGUCAUGGGCGCCAAGGGUGCCGUUCAGAUUAUUUUCAGAGGGAAGGAGAACCAAGCUGAGGCGGAGGCUGAAUAUGUGGAAAAGUUCGCUAAUCCCUUCCCUGCUGCUGUUCGAGGUUUUGUGGAUGACAUCAUCGAGCCGUCGACCACUCGCAAGAGGAUCUGCAGAGACCUGGAGGUGCUGGCCAGCAAGAAGCAGGUCAACCCCUGGAAGAAACAUGCCAACAUUCCUCUGUAAAAACAAAACAAAACAAUCACACACACACACACACACACACACACACACACACACACACACACACACACACACACACACACAUUGUAUACCGAAAAACACUAUUUAAAGGUUCUCGGUGUGGGAUUUUUCAUUAAAUUGACGUUGCAGUCAAAAUGUGAGGAUAUCUAUUGGUGCUGAGUUUGGUAGCCUCUACUAGCGGUGGGUCACAUCACAUUAUUUCUCUUUGCUGUUGCUUGUAAAAUGUCGUUCACCACUCCACUGGAAAACAUCCGAGUACCACCAUGUUUACCAUUGAUAUGACUGCAGGAUGUCAGCAGGAGGAUCCUCACACACACACACACAUGCACACAGAACCUGGAUGGCAUAAUACAAUGCUGCAGCAAAUAUAAAAUGCUUGCCAUGUCCCACGGUGGCCAUAUUGGUCAUAAAUGUUAGUACGCUCCAACACUGAGAACAAGGUUGUAUCUGAAAGGACAGGUGAUUAUGUCACAUAUAUAGUAAAUAAAAUAAAAGACUGGUAUCAACAUUCUGGUUUUAGUGCAAAACUCAAACAUGUUAAAUAUGAUAAACUCAAAUGUUACUUUCCUCUGUGAUGUUAGUUUUUGACCUGAAUUUUCCUUUGGUUCUCCACUUUCAAUGCCCACUGUAUGAGCUUUCAGACACACUCCUUGUAUGGGAGCAUUUGUCCUGUUGAGGUCGAGCAAAAAGCAAAA
Molecule: messenger RNA, 2415 nt
Organism: Myripristis murdjan (pinecone soldierfish)
Lineage: Eukaryota; Metazoa; Chordata; Actinopteri; Holocentriformes; Holocentridae
Gene: pccb
Product: propionyl-CoA carboxylase subunit beta
Exons: 15
Coding region: 35-1702 (555 amino acids)
Cellular component (GO): mitochondrion
Molecular function (GO): propionyl-CoA carboxylase activity
Source: RefSeq, a predicted model, not a curated record